UUAUUUAACACUUUCAGACUUUCACAGAGGGCAUCAGGUGUGCUUCUCGCAAGGGUUUUCGUGGUGGCCAUAGAGAUCCUUUUACUCAGCUUUUAUUUUAUCCUCGCUCUAUCUGUUAUUCUGUUGGCCCUAUCAGCCUCUGAUUUGUUUUAUACAAAAAUAAUGAGUUGCACGGAAAGGGGCGAUCAGCAGGACUACGUGAAGGCCGCAAAGAAAGCCCUCAGUGGAGCGACAUUGCAGAGUUUCUUGUCAGGAGGCUUCCUCAGCAACGAUUCAAGGGAUCCUCAAACUUCUGAAGAAUGCCGAGAGGAAGGCAACAACUUCUACAGACGACAGCAAUAUUACCAAGCAAUCAGCAGCUACUCGAAGGCCUACGCCUUGGCAAAAGGACGUCCGAGGGACGCAAGUUUGGCUGUUGCAAAUAGGAGCGCCGUUCACGCAGCGCUAGGCUUUUUCAAGGAAUGCAUUUCCGAUGUCAAACUUGCGCUGUCGAUGAACUAUCCUGACGAGCUGAAGUACAAGUUGUACCAAAGACUGGCGGUUUGUUACAAGGCCACGAAGAACAAGCAGUUGGCUGAAGAAUAUUAUUUCAUGAGCCAGACAUGUAUCCAGGAAAAAGUGGCCGCAGCUAAAAGGGAGGCUGCUCUUGCCAAUUUGAAGCAGGAGUAUGAAAAGUCAACAAAACCACAAAGCAACAUAAUUCGAAUUGAGUUCAAGAAGCCCCCAAACCUAAGCGAUGGCUCGCGAAGAGACAUGCCAGGGGUUUCGGCUGCUUUGUGCAUUAAGGAGAAUUCCAAUUAUGGACAGCAUUUUGUAGCCAAAAGAAAUAUUCAGACAGGGGAAGUACUGUUCGUCGAGGAGCCUUUGGUGUGUGGCUUGGUGGAAAAGAGGAACCGAGAAAUGAACGAGUUUGUCACAAGCUUCACUCACUGCUUCCACUGUUUCAAACUAUGUUUCACUUUGUCACCCUGUGACCACUGCUCAUUUGCAAUGUUCUGCAGUAAUGAAUGCAAAAAGGAGGCCUGGAAAAAUUACCAUGAAAUUGAAUGCAAAGCCCGCAGCACCUUCGACAAGUUGCGUCACCGUGAAGAUUACACAACCAACAGCAUCAUGGUGGUCACUUGUGUGAGAUUCGUGGCAACCUUUGGAGUGGAUGUUUGCAUCGCAGCCAUGAUUAACCCAGAGUCUGCCCCAAAGAAAAUGAAAGACUUCCUCAGCUUACCACCAGCAUUUUACGCAAUGGAGACGGUUGAUAGUACAAGACGCCUUGCGUUGAAUUUGGCCUCACUAUGUUUUGGCCUUAGUGGUUGGAAGAGGAUCAAGCUGGCCGAGUUUAUGGUCUUGUCAUUGAUGGUGUACAAAAGGAACACCUAUAGCAUCAGCAUCCCUCAGCUCCAAGCUGAAACUGAAUACAAAAACAACUUUUUCAGCAUUGGUUGGGGAUUGAACAAGCACGCAGCUCGCAUCAUUCAUAGUUGCUCCCCAAACGUUAUUGGCGUCAACUAUAUGAAGACUCAUGUGGCUUUAGCCUACAGACCAAUUCGUAAAGGGGAACCAAUUUCAACAAAUUAUAUUGAUAACUGUGCCCUAGAAAGCGUGGCAGAUAGACGAGAGCAACUUAUGCACCAGUAUAACUUCCACUGCAAGUGUGAAUCUUGUGGAAAUGGGUGGGCACCAAAGACCAUCAAAUCUGAGAGAAUCUUCCAAAACAAUCCUAGUUUAAGAACGGUCAUGGUGCCUAUGGCCGACUGGAUUUUUGCUGAGGAUGCCCUUUCUGCCAAGGACAUCAACUCUAUUGUCAGCAAGGUGCACUUGCAACAAUGCCUGAAAGCUCAAGACAUGUUCCUGAAGGUGAAGGUGCCAAAGAUGGAGGAAGUUUUUCUCUACAUCAAAAGGUUCAUUAGCCUUCACUAUACAUACGAUUCACUUCGAAUCUACUAUGGAGGAAAUAAAGGUGACCCAUACCUGUUCCCUUACAAAUUAGACAAUCCAAUGGGCACAGGUCGUUGGCCAACACCAACAGAAUAAGGUGCAUGCAUUAGUUCAUAGGAAUAAGAACGCAAGAAGUUUUGGUUGAGAGUAAACAUAUUAUUUUGUGAAAUAUAAUUUGAAGAUGUAAUGAAAUAAUAAAUAGCUGGAGUAAACAAUA
Molecule: messenger RNA, 2149 nt
Organism: Neocloeon triangulifer
Lineage: Eukaryota; Metazoa; Arthropoda; Insecta; Ephemeroptera; Baetidae
Exons: 6
Coding region: 163-2028 (621 amino acids)
Molecular function (GO): protein binding
Source: RefSeq, a predicted model, not a curated record